AUGAAUCUACCUGCACGAUGCAACUUUGUCUUCGACAUAGUUGUCACUCGCUAUGAUCUGCCCAAGUUCAAGGUUUACGAUGCCACGAAAUUGACAAUUGAGGCAAAAUUCAACUUCGACACCAUUAAGAUCACAUCGAGUCGUCACAAUGUCACCGAAUUCAACCCAAAGGCAUCCACUGAGUUCACCCAAACGGCCAAGAAACUGCGCCAAAAUCUCGAGGAAGGAGGCAUGCCAAUUGUCGUAAAGUACAAAGAUAGUGUUAUAGGCAGUGGCCAAGUCAACUUUCCCGGCACGUUUAUCGAUCAGAUACAAGAUGGCAUGACUGAUCUACUGCACUCGGACAGCUGCAAAAUUGACUUGAAUGUCGGAACUAAAGGCACCAUCGAGAUUCUCUGUCGCCUCAUCAUCAAAUGCUUUGAUACCAAAAAGGAGGAGGAGCCAGAGUGUGGACAGAACAUUAAUAAAAGCAUCAAUCCGCGUGACAUCAUGUUCAUAAUGGGCGAGAAUCAACGGUGCACCAAACCUUGUGAAGUCUGCCCCGAUGUCAUGCCGCCAUCAGACGACGAUGAUGAAGGUAAUAACGAUCGUCUACGUUUGGACUUGGAACGCUAUAAAAGCAUGAAUAAUCAAUGGCAUGCUCAGAAGGAUAUCAUCGAUCAACCAACCAGAAAAUCCAUUUGCUGUGAACUCAAGCAAAUGACACAAGAGUGUGGACAGAUUGUCGACGCGGUCACGGCUCAAACGAAGGCUCGCAGCUGCACAAGUCCAGUUUCAUAUGAUCCCGUGGACGAUUUCAUGAUAAAGCCAUCUGUUCACAGCUGCUUUGCCUUCUUGCCAACACAACGCCAGGGCGACACCGAACCUCGUUCGAUUUCAAUGCCAAUCAGCGAUAUUGGCAAGCCCAUCAUUAAGCCCACACGCUUUUGUCCUGUUUGCCUUACGAAUAUGUCCUGGCUACCGAAAUUCGCCGCCUGUCCCAAGUGCGGCAUUAAACCAAUGCCAAUGCUAGAGGAACGCCAUAAGGAUAAGCUGACUGCGGAGCAAAUACUCUUGGAUUAUCUGGGUAAGCCGCUCGAUUUGCUAAUCGAUGAUCCCUGUCAAACGCCUUGCAAGGAAGAAGCGCAGAAGAAGGAGAACAAGGAGUCGAAGGCCGAAUGUCGUUGCACUUGCCAGUUUGGCAAGAUGUGCGCCCAUUGUCGCAUACGAAGAUUGUGUGGAGAUAUCUUUCAGUCCGAUAAGACAACAAAUUGUAACGUCGAGCCGCCAAAAUCAUCCGAGGACUAUUGCGCUAUCAUCGAAAACAAGGAGCAAUGUCGACCAUAUCUAUCACGUGUCUUUUCCGAGCUGAAGGAUCUCUACGAUAUUAAGGAAAUGAAACUGCAAGCACCACAGGACAAAAUUUGCGAAAAAGCCAAAUCAAUUAGGUCCUCAAAAUCAUCCAGUCGUGGAUCAUCCAAAAGUCUGAUCGAGCCAAAGAAAAUCCAAGUGAAAAUCGGACCGGGGAAAGCAAAGACGAAGCCCGUUGUAGUUGUAAAAGCACUCGAGAGAAAAAAGUCGCGACUUGGGCACAAACAUUGUGUCAAUCAGCAAACAGCGGUGUCCAAAAAUCACGGUUGGGACUGGAAAUCGAGUACGGAGUCUCGCAAACACGGCUGGCGACCCGGCUACAUACUGAAGCCCAUCAAGCGGCUGAUGAAUUUCUUUUUGCACUACAAGCCGCAGGAAAGUGCUGAGAAAAUAUGCCAACGCAUCAAGGAGGAGGAGCUGGAAAAACGUAAGAGUCAGCAACCCACACUGAAUGUGUGCAAGAAGAAUGGCGAAAUCUACAUAACACUUCGAGCUGUGAAUGAUCCCAAUGUCGAGAUGAAUCCCAUCACCUUCAAGAUAGUCAAAAGCGCUCAGGCGGUGGCACUCAGAGAGAUCAAACAGAAGUUGAAACAGCGCGGCUUUCGCAAAUGCAUCUGCCACAAACCGCUGAUGUUGUGUGUGUGUCGCAACCACAUGGAAAAGCGGCAACUGGGCUGUGCUCUGCGACAUGAGUGUCAUCGUCGUGGCAUGGAGAACUGUGUGAAUCAGCUGGUGCUCACGGAUACCAGCGACAGUGAGAUGGAAUACGAUAUCGAUGUGAGUCCGCCGGCUGCUGCAGCUAAGGCGCGUCAACUGCCAAAGCGAGGACAUUGCAACAACAGCACGCAGACACCCAAAAAGAAGGAGAAAGCAGAUACGGUGACACCCAAGUAUCCAGUGCCACAUCCUGGUCCCUAUUGGCGCACCUACGAUUGUGCGGCAGCUGAUCGCUACAGAUGCACGGCCUUUGGCAACCCAGGCGAAGUUGUCUUCGAGGAUGGCGUCUUUGGUUACAGAGGAGGCGGUGCUCACGGUGCCACGCCAGGUGGCAAGCCGAGAAGCAAAACAAUCUGGGGAGAGUCCAAUGGACAUCCGAUCUGUGGCGGUCGUGAUGGACGAGGUGCUGGACACGGUGGACCUGGAGGUGCUGCUGCUUUCGCCAAGUCCCACGUGCCUGGUGCCAAAGGUCACGCGGCUGGUAAAAGUAAAUUGAUUCCGGUGCGAAUGCCAAAGCGUUUGCAAAAAUCAGCCCGAGAGGCUGAAAGAGCUAGAAGGGAAGCUGCUGAAAAAGCGGAGAAACUACGGAAGAAUGGCAUCGAUAUGAUAAAGUACCUGAAUAGCCACAAGAAAAAACGCGUCAUUGGCCCAGACGGACUCACCGAUGCCCAACGUCGACGUCUCGCUUUGCGCCAAGUGCCUGCGCCUUCCAUUGAGAAUGUGACACAUCGUGGCCAUGGCUUCGAUCCGUGUGAGGUCCAGUGCAGCGACUGGUGCAAUCCCUUUGGUUACGAGUACUAGAAGUCAAACUUCAGGCUAGCGUGAAAA
This is a messenger RNA of Drosophila albomicans, 2895 nucleotides long. RefSeq lists its product as uncharacterized. The record is from RefSeq and is a predicted model, not a curated record. The coding region runs from base 1 to 2868 and encodes 955 amino acids. The transcript is spliced from 3 exons. Lineage: Eukaryota; Metazoa; Arthropoda; Insecta; Diptera; Drosophilidae.